Molecule: messenger RNA, 366 nt
Organism: Chaetura pelagica (chimney swift)
Lineage: Eukaryota; Metazoa; Chordata; Aves; Apodiformes; Apodidae
Gene: COX7A2L
Product: cytochrome c oxidase subunit 7A-related protein, mitochondrial
Exons: 2
Coding region: 1-285 (94 amino acids)
Biological process (GO): regulation of oxidative phosphorylation; mitochondrial respirasome assembly; mitochondrial electron transport, cytochrome c to oxygen
Source: RefSeq, a predicted model, not a curated record
AUGCAGGGACUCAAACCAAUAGUUUCCACUGAAUCCCCAGCUCUGGUUCUUGGGACAACAACUAAACUUGCUUCAGAUUUACCACCAACUGAUUCUUUCUUGGGUAAAAACAAGGUGCCAGACCUACAGAAACUUUUUCAGAGAGCAGAUGGAUUGCCAGUACACCUGAAGCGAGGAGUUCCAGAUAAGCUGCUUUAUCGGACCACUAUGGCUCUAACAAUAGGCGGGACUAUCUACUGUCUAGUAGCACUGUACAUGGCCUCACAACCAAGAAACCAAAAGUGAAUGAACCACAACUCAUGGGACUCAUGACACUUCUUUGAAGGACCUCCUGCAUAUAUCUCUUUGCACUUGCUUUAAUUAUGU